This is a messenger RNA of Pistacia vera, 4104 nucleotides long. Its product is annotated as probable protein phosphatase 2C 51. The transcript is spliced from 23 exons. The coding region runs from base 139 to 3480 and encodes 1113 amino acids. The record is from RefSeq and is a predicted model, not a curated record. Gene Ontology annotation, cellular component: cytosol; nucleus. Lineage: Eukaryota; Viridiplantae; Streptophyta; Magnoliopsida; Sapindales; Anacardiaceae. Gene Ontology annotation, molecular function: protein kinase activity; ATP binding; protein serine/threonine phosphatase activity. Gene Ontology annotation, biological process: protein dephosphorylation; protein phosphorylation.
UUUCCGCUGACCUGGCAAUAUUCAAAAUAGCGCCAAAGUAUCAAUCCCGGAGCGCGCUUUAACUGUUCAUGUCUCGGUCUACUGUUAUUUCAAUUUCUUGUAAUUCUGUGAGAUGAAAAUUAAGGAAAUCAGUCAAACAUGAGGACACUUGUAUUCAAAUCGAAGCUGUCCGUUUUAGGGCUUAUUAUUUCGAUUGUUGCAUACGUAACGACGCGUUCUAGCGGAGAAUCGUCGACGUGUUUGACAGUGUACAAAGAAGGCGGUGCACCGGCGGUGUUUCAAUCCCCAAAAUGCCCUCGCUGGAAGCUUCCAAAUUACGAUUCCCGACCACGUACCACCCAUCGUUGUCAAUCGGCUAUGCUUCUUGGCCGAAGAAAAUCUCAGGAGGAUCGCACUCUCUGUGCUCUCGACCUUCACAUUCCCUUCCCUGGUCUUGCAGGGGUUAAGGAGGUUACUGUUGGAAUUGUGGCAGUUUUUGAUGGCCAUAAUGGUGCUGAAGCUAGUGAGAUGGCUUCCAAGCUUUUAUUGGAGUAUUUUGCUUUGCAUACAUAUUUUCUUUUGGAUGCUACAUAUUCUGUUGUAUUGAAGAAAUCAACCGGAAGGUUGCCGAUUAAGGGGGAAUUGGAUAUUGUUUCUCAAGUGCUUAAUUGGGAUGAAGAACUGGGUCGGCAUAAACUGAACUUUGAAAGGUUUAAGGUCUCUUUUCCUGCAAAUUUCGAUGAUUCUUUUCACUUGGAAAUUUUAAAAGAAGCAUUGUUGAGGGCAAUCCAUGAUAUUGAUGCGGCAUUUUCUAAGGAAGCAUCCAGAAAGAAUCUUGAUUCGGGCUCUACAGCCACAGUUGUGCUAAUAGUGGAGGGCCAAAUUUUAGCUGCCAAUGUUGGAGAUUCAAAAGCUCUUUUGUGCUCUGAAAAAUUUCGGUCACCUGGGGAGGCUAAAGCUACUUUAUUAAGGUUAUACAGGGAGCAAAGACGUAAUGGUGUUUCACGAUCAAGAGAUCAUAAUAACUUUAAAUUCCCAACCACCAAUGGACUGGCUCAUUUUACUGUCAAGGAAUUGACUAGAGAUCAUCAUCCUGAUAGAGAUGAUGAAAGGUUCCGAGUGGAAGCUGCUGGUGGUUAUGUUCUGGAGUGGGGUGGUGUGCCACGAGUAAAUGGUCGGCUGGCUGUUUCUCGAGCUAUUGGUGAUUUGUCUUAUAAAAGUUAUGGUGUUAUAUCUGCACCAGAGGUAACAGAUUGGCAAUCUCUGACCGAGAAUGAUAGCUAUUUGGUAGCUGCAUCUGAUGGUGUGUUUGAGAAGCUGAGCUUGCAAGAUAUUUGUGAUAUACUGUGGGAAUUGCACACUGAUGGUAUCGUUGGACCAGGACUCUCUUCUUCAUGCUCAUACUCAUUAGCUGACUGCUUAGUAAACUCUGCCUUUGAAAAGGGCACCAUGGACAAUAUGGCAGCCGUUGUGGUUCCACUAGGAUCUACUUAUGUUUCUCAAAACCAGUUGAGAGAAACGUGUAUAGAAGAGGGAGACAUAGAUUGCCCUACCAAAGAACUACAGAAGUCCAUUUAUAAACUGUCAGAUAAUGACAAAGCUAUUGACCUGGUACAGUUGAAACAUGCUCAUCCACUUACGACCAAAUUUGACAGGUUAUUGGUUGCAGGAAAACGUGGAAGAUUUAACUGUUUUUAUUUAUCUGAAAACCUUGAUGAAAAUGUCGAUAGCAAACUGGGGGCUCAAAAGGAUGGACAAGAAGAUCAUGUGUAUGACUUUUCACAGGCUCUACCCAACAGCCUUGACCAUCGUUCUGGUGGACCUCUAUAUUCUUAUAACGACCAGAAUAUUUGCUUGCAUUUUGGAAUGACUGUAGAUGGAAGUAAAGAUCAAUGCAUCAAUACUGAAGGCUUUGCUAGUUUCCUUGGUUUGCUUGAAUCAAUACCCUUCCAUACUGCUGGUUCAGAUUAUGGAUCAAAUGAGAAUGCAAUGCCUGACUUGAGGUAUGUUCUAAAGAAAAAGUUUGGUCGUGGAUCAUAUGGCGAAGUAUGGCUGGCCUUUCAUUGGAACUGUCAAAAUGGCAGUGAUGCCUCAAACUCGAGUGAAAAAAGUAAAAAUGUCUCAGACGAUACCAUUCUUGAAGAAUCACAUACCAGAAAUUUGCAAAAUGGCUCAACCAAUGAUUGCCAUGCUGGUUCUUCUAAUGAUGGCUUGUUCAUUUUGAAACGUAUAAUGGCAAUUUAUUUCAAUGGAGUUGAUUACCUUAAACAGGUGGAGAGAGGGACCAAUGUUUACUUAAGUGGUCUGCGAGAGAAGUAUUUUGGUGAGCUCUUUUUAAAUGCCUCGACGAGUCUUGGAGGUUUACUGUUGUCUGGAAUAUCAGAACCUUAUCCAGAAGAAUCAAGAUCAUAUUAUGAUGACCUAUUAGAGAAAAAUGAAUCAUCUUUCCAUGACUGUGGAAACAGCUGGAGUUUUGAUAACGACUUUACGAACAAAUUUAGAUUGCAGAGAGCUUCCUUUGAGGAAGGUUUGAACCAUAUUGCAAGAUAUGUGGAGUCUUUUGAAUCUCAAUCUAAUGAAAUAUGGCUGGUAUUCCAUUAUGAAGGUGUGUCCUUGUCGAAGCUAAUAUAUACUGUGGAAGAAGCAGCAAGUCAUCCUGAUGAAGAAAAUGUUGAAGAGGUCAAACAUGUGCAGGUACUGCGUCCAUCAAAAUGGUGGCAUUGGUUGAAGACAACAGAAGCAGGACAAGAGGAAAUGCGCAAUCUUAUAUGGCAGUUGUUGAUGGCACUCAAGUCUUGUCAUGACCGCAAUAUCACCCACAGGGAUAUCAAACCUGAAAACAUGGUGAUAUGCUUUGAAGAUUGGAACACUGGGAAAUGUUUGAAAGGAACUCCAAGUGAAGAUAAGAAUUUUACCACCAGAAUGCGCAUCAUCGACUUUGGUAGUGCCAUAGAUGAGUUCACAGUGAAGCAUUUGUAUGGAUCGACUGGACCUUCUAGAGCUGAACAAACUUAUGAAUAUGCUCCUCCUGAAGCUUUUCUCAAUGCUAGUUGGUAUCAAGAUCCAACGGGCACAACUUUGAAGUAUGAUAUGUGGAGCGUUGGUGUUGUAAUCUUAGAGCUGAUUUUAGGAUCACCAGAUGUUUUUCAGAUAAGUGCCUUGACGCGCUCUCUUUUGGAUCGCCAUCUUGAGGGCUGGAAUGAUGAAUUGAAGGAGCUUGCUUACAAGCUUAGAUCUUUCAUGGAAUUGUGUAUCCUAAUCCCUGGCAAUUCCUUGAAGCAUAUGCGCAGUACAAACCAAGGUAGAUUGUCGCCUGCUUCUUGGAAAUGCUCUGAGGAGUUCUUUUCUCAACAAAUAAAGAGUCGAGAUCCUCUUAAACUGGGGUUUCCAAAUGUUUGGGCAAUGCGGUUAGUGCGCCAACUUUUGCUUUGGGACCCUGAGGAUCGCAUGAGUGUUGAUGAUGCACUGCAGCAUCCUUAUUUCCGACCUUCCAAAAGAUGAGGUGAUGAGAACUAUUUUUUCAUGGAAGAUGAGCUAUCAUUACUCAAGACUCCUGAAGAUGUUACAAAAAUCAGAAAUAGGAAGCUUCAAAAAAUUGCGGUUGAUGAUCAGAAUGCUGAAUACACUGGGAAGGCAACAUGGUUGGAAUUUUUUUGAGUUAUGACAGCUGGGCAUAAUGAAGAAUGCAAUCCAUUUCCUUGGUGUUGAUGGAAUAUUAAGAUGGCAUAUUUGAGAUUUGAGGAGCUUAAACCCCAAGACAUUUGUGAUCUUUUUACUAGAUCAUCCUUACCCAGACAGAAAGGUCCGAUCUGUUCUUUAUCCCAGUACGCCAUCAAGUGAAUUUAUAUUGAGGACUGCUUAUGAAGGAGAUGGCAUGGAUUACUUAUCUGUUAUGGCUGUUCUGUUUGGAUCAUCUGGUUUUUCCGUAGAGCUCGUAAAAUGCAUAUUUGUUUUUUGUUGGGUAAACUUGGUAAUUGCCUCUCACACGACUUGAAUACAAGACUUCCUUGGAUAUAAACGGUUUCAGGUACCUUGUAUUUUUCGAGGGAAUCGGAAAUGCACAGUGCAGGUUCCCAAAAAAAGGAAUCGGAAUCGGAACUGUAAAGUGCAGGUUCUUAAAUUCAA